AUGCAAAUUCAGAAUUUGAUUGAAAUUAAAUCUGUCAGUCAAUUUGGGUAAAAAUUGAUAUUUUUACAGUAGUCAGCUAGUCCGUUUAGGUUGUCUUUAAUGCCUUUGUUCAAUUUUUAUAUUUUCUGUAUAAAGCUCUUGCCCAUCUUUGGUGGUUUUUUCCUAGUUACUUUUAUCUAUUAUAGUUUUGGAGAUGGAGUCUUACUGUGUUGCCCAGGCUGGUCUCGAAGUCCCCGGCUCAAGCAAUUCUCCCCCACCCCCCAGCUUCCCAAGUAGCUGGCAUUAUAGUCAUGUGCCACCUUGCCUUUUUUAGGUACUUUUAUUUUUUGAUGCCAUGGGGAAUGUGUUUUUUGAGGUUACUUUUAAAAGUGUUUAUUUGCAGAGAUGAUGCUAUAACAUUGCUGAAAAGUAGAUUGUUAAUGAUCCUGUACUGAGUGCUACAUUUAUUAUUUAAUUGGUCAUUAUUAUGUUGUUAUCACUAUCAGGUAUAACCUUUACCUUUUCAAUCAGUUUACCCUCUAGAUACGUGAUGAUAUGAGGUCAUAAGGUCAGUUCCAGUCAUUAUGACUUCUCUCUCAUUUACUUGGUCCUCUUCCAUGUAUUUUUGGUUAAUCCAUGUGUUGGUGGUGGUGGUGUUUGUUUUGUUUUGUUUUUUUCUUUUCAUUCAGGGUCUUGCUCUGUCGCUCAGGCUGGAGUGCAAUGGCAAUCAUGGCUCACUGCAGCCUCGACCCCUCCGCUCAAAUGAUCCUCCUGCUUCAGCCCCUCAAGUAGCUGGGAUAACAGGCGUGCACCGCCACACUCAGUUAAUUAUUAAAUUUUUAGUGAAGACGAGGUGUUGCUGUGUUGGCCAGGCUGGUCUCAAACUCCUGGUCUUAAGUGAUCCUCCUGCCUUGGACUCUGGAAGUGCUGGGAUUGCAGGCCCGGAUUGCAUUUCUACAAGGCGAAAGAAAAGGUCAAGAGAACCUGAAGAAGGACUUAGUAAGAAGAAUAAAGAUGUUAGAGUAUGCAUUAAAACAAGAAAGGGCAAAAUAUCACAAAUUAAAAUAUGGCACGGAACUGAACCAAGGUGACUUGAAAAUGCCAACCUUUGAGUCAGAAGAAACCAAAGACACAGAGGCUCCCACAGCACCUCAGAAUAGCCAGUUAACGUGGAAGCAAGGCAGACAGCUUUUAAGACAGUAUCUUCAGGAAGUAGGUUAUACAGAUACAAUAUUAGAUGUACGGUCUCAGCGGGUAAGGUCAUUACUUGGACUAUCUAAUUCAGAACCAAAUGGAUCAGUAGAAACAAAGAAUUUAGAACAGAUCCUGAAUGGAGGUGAAUCUCCUAAGCAAAAGGGACAAGAAAUAAAAAGGUCCUCUGGUGAUGUUCUUGAGACGUUCAAUUUCUUAGAAAAUGCCGAUGACAGUGAUGAAGAUGAGGAAAAUGACAUGAUUGAAGGCAUCCCAGAAGGAAAAGACAAACAUCGGAUGAAUAAACAUAAAAUAGGUAAUGAAGGUUUAGCUGCUGACCUAACUGACGAUCCUGAUACUGAGGAAGCACUGAAAGAAUUUGAUUUUUUAGUGACUGCUGAAGAUGGUGAAGGAGCUGGAGAAGCACGGAGUUCGGGGGAUGGCACAGAAUGGGAUAAAGAUGACCUCUCCCCAACUGCUGAGGUUUGGGAUGUAGACCAGGGACUAAUAAGUAAACUGAAGGAACAGUACAAGAAGGAACGAAAGGGGAAGAAAGGGGUGAAGAGGGCCAACAGGACAAAACUCUACGACAUGAUAGCUGAUCUGGGAGAUGAUGAGCUGCCCCACAUCCCUUCAGGAAUCAUUAAUCAGUCUAGGUCAGCCUCUACUAGAAUGACUGAUCAUGAAGGUGCAAGAGCAGAGGAAGCUGAACCAAUAACGUUUCCAUCUGGAGGAGGCAAGUCAUUUAUUAUGGGUUCUGAUGAUGUUUUGUUAAGUGUACUGGGCCUUGGAGACCUUGCAGACUUGACGGUAACAAAUGAUGCAGACUAUAGUUAUGAUUUGCCUGCUAAUAAAGAUGCCUUUCGAAAGACAUGGAAUCCCAAGUAUACACUACGUAGCCAUUUUGAUGGAGUACGGGCAUUAGCUUUUCAUCCUGUAGAACCUGUGCUGGUUACUGCUUCUGAGGACCAUACCCUGAAACUUUGGAACCUGCAAAAAACAGUUCCUGCCAAAAAGAGUGCCUCUUUAGAUGUAGAGCCUAUCUACACAUUUAGGGCCCACAUUGGCCCUGUUCUGUCAUUAGCUAUUAGUUCUAAUGGAGAACAGUGUUUUAGUGGUGGUAUUGAUGCAACCAUCCAGUGGUGGAAUAUGCCGAGUCCCAAUGUAGAUCCAUAUGAUACAUAUGAGCCAAAUGUUCUAGCUGGCACUUUAGUUGGUCAUACAGAUGCAGUUUGGGGUCUUGCUUAUAGUGGCAUAAAAAAUCAAUUACUGUCUUGUUCAGCAGAUGGCACUGUUAGGUUAUGGAAUCCACAAGAAAAAUUGCCAUGUGUUUGCACUUACAAUGGAGAUAAAAAGCAUGGAAUACCUACAUCAGUUGACUUUAUAGGCUGUGAUCCAGCUCAUAUGGUAACCUCUUUCAACACUGGUAGUGCAGUAAUUUAUGAUUUAGAAACAUCACAGUCAUUGGUGAUACUUUCAUCACAGGUAGAUUCUGGUUUACAAUCUAAUAAUCAUAUCAACAGAGUAGUAAGUCAUCCCACACUUCCUGUUACAAUAACUGCUCAUGAAGAUAGACACAUCAAAUUUUUUGACAAUAAAACGGGUAAAAUGAUCCAUUCUAUGGUAGCUCACUUGGAUGCUGUUACAAGUCUAGCAGUAGAUCCUAAUGGAAUCUAUUUGAUGUCUGGAAGCCAUGACUGUUCCAUCAGAUUAUGGAAUUUAGACAGCAAGACAUGUGUGCAAGAAAUAACAGCUCACAGAAAGAAAUUGGAUGAAUCAAUUUAUGAUGUUGCUUUCCACCCGUCAAAAGCAUAUAUAGCUAGUGCAGGAGCUGAUGCUCUUGCCAAAGUAUUUGUAUGAAUCAACAAAAACUUGCAUCGUAACAAGAUUUGCUUGGACAGAAAGAGGGUCUGCAUCACUGCCAUCAGAAAGGUUACUGAUAUGACACUACAUGUGAUCUGCCUGGUGAAGGCUAUUUGGGGCAGGCACAAAUUGGUGGAAAUCACAUCUUAAUGUCAAGCUCAUUAAGUUAACUGUAAUUACUGUAUUUUGUGGGACAAAGAAAAAAGGACUCCAGUAUUUGUGGCCUGUACUGGAUGUGAACUGAGCGUAUAUCUGUUUUUAGGUGUCUUUAAGCCAAUGUGGAGUCUGAUCUUUCAAAAAAGUUUUUUUUUUUUCUUCUUCUUUUUUUUUUUUUGGACUCUGUGUGCUGCCUUAGGGGUUAGGAAUGUGGUGCUCUUGUUGGGGGAAGUGAGCUCCAAGAGUAGCUUUUUUUCAUCUCUUAGUGAUCUUCUGUUUAUUGGUUGAAUGCCACAGAUUCCCUUUUAAACUUAUUUUGCUUUAAAAAAAAAAAAAGAAAAAGAAAAUUUAACUUAAAAUAUUUUAGCAUUAGUUGCACAAAAUGUUUGGAUAAAAUUCUAGUUUUUAUAAGUCUUUUUAUAUAUUUAGCCUGUCACAACAGUGCUCAAGAUUGUAUUGAAGUUUUUCUGCAUUAUACAACCCUAAAACACAGAGAUCUCACUGACCCGUUGCCCUGUAACCACUUUCUUUCCUUCUUUUGCCUAAUACAGCUCAACUAAGUCCUUCCAUAAAGAUGCUAAAUAACUUUCAUCAUCACAUAAAUGUCUUCAUAAACCAAGGACUAUUAAGUGUAUUAAAAUGAAACCGUGGGGUUUAGUACUCCAAAUGAACUCUUAAAGAAAAAAAACUAAUCUUGGCAUCCUAUCACUAUGUGAUAUUUUGUACAUCUUACUGUAUUUACAAGUUUAUUUAUCAAGGAUUAUCCAUCUUGCUAAUGGCCUAUUAUUUAUUUCACUUUUUGUUGGUCUUUAUAUCCUUUUAUUAAUGUGCUAAAGGAACCUGUAUAUCUAUUUUGGAACUCUUUGAAUAGUCUAAAAUAGACUAAAAAUGGAGUAUUUUAUAGUUUAAAUUACAAACCAAGGUGGUUCCCCUAAGAUAUAUAUCUUGGUUUACCAUGAUUCCAAACAAAACUAACUUGUUUAAAAAUAUUUGGAGUAAAGUUUUAUUUGCAUUACAAAUAGGAUACAAAAAUAGUUGAAUCAGGAUACAGAAAUCUGCUGUGUUUUGACUAGUUAUCCCUGUUUUAUUUUUUUAGAUGUGCUUAAUUUUAUGGUGUAACUAAAGAUUUUGUUUGUGUAAUGCAUGAUUAAGACAAUAAAGUAUUUUUUCUAGUCUUCCGAGAAACUUUUCUGAUCAGUUUGCGAGUUUUGAUGAGUUUUGUAAGGUUUUUGUUUUACAAACUAUGAAUCAGCAAAUUUUUAAGAUUGUACCACAUAGCAAACAUACAGCUGUUGAAAAAUAAUGUAUAUAAAAUGCAUAUAAUAAAUAUUAAAUUGUGUACCUGUA
This is a messenger RNA of Pan troglodytes (chimpanzee), 4536 nucleotides long. It is a transcript of the gene STRN3, whose product is annotated as striatin 3. Gene Ontology annotation, cellular component: dendrite. Bases 994 to 3030 code for a protein of 678 amino acids. The record is from RefSeq and is a predicted model, not a curated record. The transcript is spliced from 18 exons. NCBI's taxonomy places the organism in Eukaryota, Metazoa, Chordata, Mammalia, Primates, Hominidae. Gene Ontology annotation, molecular function: protein-containing complex binding; calmodulin binding; protein phosphatase 2A binding.